Messenger RNA from Gryllus bimaculatus (two-spotted cricket), 1584 nucleotides. NCBI's taxonomy places the organism in Eukaryota, Metazoa, Arthropoda, Insecta, Orthoptera, Gryllidae. The record is from the annotation of a GenBank genome assembly.
AUGCAUGACGUCAAGCCAGCGGGCGGCGCUGCGACGGAGGCACUUGUUUUGACGCGCGCUGUUCUCGCUAGCGCCACCGCCGCCGCCUCCUCCGCCGCCGAGCCCCACGCCACUUCCUUCGCGUUGUCAGUUCGUUGCCGGACGCCCUCGAGGCAACACCGUGGCCCGAUGACAGCUGCUCUGCUGACUUUUCGUAGAAUCCAUUUGCAUGCAAGUUGGAAUGUGUGCAACGAUCAUGCCCAAGGAACACGUUUUGAAGAAUUAUCCAGUUUUUAUUCGGAGAGCUUGCGUGAGCAAUUGAGACGAACGGAUCUGCGGUUUUUCGUCGCCCUCAAUCCAGUGAACUGGGAGUGGAAAUCCAAGGGUAGAAAGUCAUCAGUUCAACGAAUUCGUAUGGGAAAGAAAAAUCAAGGACUAGUCAGGACCUUCUUUUUAGGAAAAAAAGCAGCAGCUGCGGCGGCGCGGGAAGAGCGAGUUCCCGUUGUCGCGCGGCGGCUGCGCACUCUUUGCCACGCCACGUCUGGGCUCAGCGCAGCCACGGCUCGCUGCGCCGCGCGCCGCCCGCCGCCCGCCGCCCGCCGCCCGCCGCCCGCCGCCCGCCCGCCCGCACGCCCGCCGCCCGCCGCCCGCCCGCCCGCCGGCCCGCCGCCCGCCGCCCGCCGCCCGCCGCCCGCCGCCGCCGCGCCCGCCGCCGCCGCCCGCCGCCCGCCGCCCGCCGCCCGCCGCCCGCCGCCCGCGCCCGCCGCCCCGCCGCCCGCGCCGACGGCCACGCCCGACGCCCGACGCCCGACGCCCGACGCCCGCCGCCCCGCCGCCCGACCGCCCGCCGCCCGUCGCCGCGCCCGCCGCCCGCCGCCCGCCGCCCGACGCCCGACGCCCGCCGCCGACCCCGAACGCCCGACGCCGACGCCCGACGCCCGACGCCCGACGCCCACGCCGACCCCGACGGCCCGACGCCCGGACGCCCGACGCCCCGACGCCCGACGCCCGACGCCGAACGCCCGACGCCCGACGCCCGACGAGCCGAACGCCCGACGCCCGACGCCCGACGGCCCGACGCCCGUACGCCGACGCCCGACGACCGACGCCCGACGCCCGACGCCCGACGCCCGAACGCCCGACGCCCGCCGCCGGCCCGCCUCCCGCCCGGCAUGGUUCGCGACGUGUCACUCCAGCCUGUUGGUCGAUCUGGCGGGCAUCAGCGCGGCCGGCCGCGCGCCGGGCGCGGAGGCGAUGAACGGCGCGUCGGCGGGGCCGGCGGAGGCGGCGGCGCUGCGCAAGGAGCUGGAGGGCGCGCGCUCGGCGCUGCGCCGCCAGGAGGCGCGCUGCCGGCUGCUGGUGGCGGCGCUGGGCGCGCGGCCCCUGCGCAGAAGCGCGAGCGCCAGCCCGCCCGCGCCGAGCGCGCGCUGCGCGACCGCCAGCUGGCACGGGCGUGCUGCGCGCGCUCACCGCCCUCGAGGCGCCGCCAUGCGGCCAGGAGCAGCGCCUUAUCCGGCGGCAGCUCGUCGAGCGCGGAUCGCCACCAUCAGCGCGCAGGAGAGACGGGCGGAGGAAGGAGGAAAGGAGAGAAGGGAGACGAAUUAG